AUGGACCUCGUUCUGUCCUUCGCCCACGAGGUUGAAGCGGCACUUGCUAAGGGACUCAAGGUCUCUCUCGCCACAGUUGACGUACAGGGUGCAUUUGACGCGCUUUUAGUGCGCCGGCUGCUGGAACGCAUGCGGAAGCAAGGCUGGCCCCUAGCCUGCCUAGAGCUGAUUAAAUCCUUUCUGGAAAAGCGGAAGGCCAAAGUCCGGCUUGAACGUGUCUCCACGGACUUCAAGGACAUCAAGUGCGGCACCCCCCAGGGCUCUCUGUGGUCCCCAGUCCUCUAUAUGCUGUACCUGGCAGAGCUCUUGCUACAAGACCCGGAGCUCCGUUUCGGGUACGCCGACGAUCUCGCCCUCUACAGGGUAUCAAAGUCACUGCAACAGAAUGCUGAGAUGCUAGCAGAUGACCUCAAGCAGGUCAUGCAGUGGGGAGACAAGAACAAGGUCUUCUUUACUCCUGAGAAAUGCAAGCUGGUUCAUAUCACCAGAAGCCGAGACAUCUCUAACCCCUCUGUGGUGAUAGGUGACCAUCUCAUUAUCGACCCUGUCCAAGAACCCGAGGAUAGCGGGAAGGAGCCAGCACUACGCUGGCUGGGGGUUUGGAUUAAUCAGAAAUUCACCUUCAAGCGACAUAUUCAGGAACGUGCUGGCAAAACCAUGCAGCUAUCCCGACAUAUACGAAACCUAACCAACACCAA
Messenger RNA from Anthostomella pinea, 698 nucleotides. The record is from the annotation of a GenBank genome assembly. Lineage: Eukaryota; Fungi; Ascomycota; Sordariomycetes; Xylariales; Xylariaceae.